AUGAACAAGCAGCAGCAGCAGCUUUUCAUGGAGAAAUCAUCCGUUGCAGGAAAAUGCCAUAAACAACUUGGGUUUGCACUAAUCACUUCGUUUCUUUCGUUCUUCGUAUUGAUUUUAUUCAACUUUUCGGAUCUAAGUGCGGGAAGAAAUAAUACUCGUGGAAUCACCUUUCUCAUCAACAACUUUGGCAAUGUUAUUUUCAACCAACGACCUCAUUCUUCCUCUCUUCCUCUCAAUGGAACGCUUAAUGCCACAAACUCUAGUACUACCACUACUACUACUCACGCACAAUCUUCCGGCCGCGUGACAAAAGCGCCAGUACAACCAAUAUCUGAUGAGAUUGAGAAGAAUAACGCUGGUUUCGAUUCUGAUUCGUGCUCGGGGAGGUAUGUUUAUGUUUAUGAUCUUCCUAAGAGGUUCAACCAGGACCUGCUCAAGAAUUGCCAUUCACUUAUGAAAUGGACCGAUAUGUGCCCCCACUUAUCAAACAUGGGACUUGGUCCUAAAAUUCACAGUUCUACGGGAAAACUAGUGGGAAAUGGUUGGUUUGCUACAAACCAGUUUUCUUUGGGAGUUAUUUUCCAUAACAGGAUGAAGCAGUACCGGUGUUUAACCAAUGAUUCGUCCUUGGCCUCUGCGGUUUUUGUACCCUUUUAUGCCGGCCUUGAUGUGGGACGAUACCUCUGGGACUGCAACACGUCGGUGAGAGAUGCUUCUCCUCUCGAAUUGGUGAAGUGGCUUUCGCGUAGACCCGAAUGGAAAACAAUGUGGGGGAGAGACCAUUUCAUAGUCGGAGGGAGGAUUGGUUGGGAUUUCAGGAGGAAAACAGACGACGACUCUGACUGGGGUUCCAAGCUUAUGCUUUUGCCUGAAACCAAGAACAUGACGAUGUUGUCGAUUGAGGCGAGCUGUUGGAACAAUGACCACGCGAUACCAUAUCCGACAUACUUCCAUCCCUCAAAGGACAGCGAAGUGUUUGAGUGGCAGAGAAGAAUGAGGAAGCGAAAAAGGCGGCAUCUCUUCUCUUUUGCCGGUGCUCCGAGACCUGAUCUCAAAAUCCGGGAUUUGAUCAUAGAUCAAUGCAAGUCUUCGUCCAAAUGCAAACUUGUUGGUUGUUACAAAGGUGCAAUUAGGUGUGAUGACCCCCUAAAUGUGAUGGAGGCGUUCCAAGGGUCCGUGUUUUGCCUGCAGCCUCCGGGGGACUCGUACACUCGGCGAUCAACAUUUGAUUCCAUCUUGGCAGGCUGCAUUCCAGUUUUCUUCCGUCCGGGUUCGGCUUAUGCACAGUACUUGUGGCACUUCCCCAACGACCCAUCUAAAUACUCCGUGUUCAUAUCAGAAAACGAUAUCAAGGAUAAAAAGGCAAUCAUCAACAAGAUGUUGCUUCGAAUUCCGAAGCAUCAGGUGGCGGCAAUGAGAGAGGAAGUCAUAAGAUUGAUUCCGAAAGUAAUAUAUGCAGAUCCAAGGGCACCUAGAUUAAACACAGUUGAAGAUGCAUUUGACAUAGCAGUAAAAGGAGUGCUUGACAAAGUAGACAAAACUAGGAAGGACAUGAAAGAGGGCAAAGAUCCUGGCAAUGCUUUCUGGGAAAUAAACCCUGCAAAAUUCGACAUGCCUAAGCUCGCGAAAGAGGGAGAGAAAAAUACAAACAGAAGUAUAACGAGUGUUUAG
Messenger RNA from Malus domestica (apple), 1671 nucleotides. Its product is annotated as probable xyloglucan galactosyltransferase GT14. The record is from RefSeq and is a predicted model, not a curated record. Lineage: Eukaryota; Viridiplantae; Streptophyta; Magnoliopsida; Rosales; Rosaceae. Gene Ontology annotation, molecular function: glycosyltransferase activity.